AUGACUAAUUCGAUCAAAGAGAAGCAUACCAACAUGCAACCCGACCAGGACUGUACUUUCAACGAGAAUCGCUCGGAUAGCAAAGAUGAGAGCCAGUUUCCAACAGGUAUCCGACUGGUCACUAUCAUAGCUUCAAUUUUACUUGCUAUGUUUCUCGUCGCGUUGGAUCGCACUAUCAUCGCUACUGCAGUUCCCAAAAUAGCGGAUCAAUUCAAAGCGCUAGGAGAUAUAAGUUGGUAUGCCAGUGCAUAUCUCCUGACAAGUUGUGCGACCCAGUUAUCCUGGGGCAAAAUCUACACCUUCUACUCAACAAAGACAAUAUUCCUCAUCGCAAUCACCAUAUUCGAAGUCGGAUCCGCUCUUUGCGGCGGUGCCCCGAAUUCCCAAGCCUUCAUUGUCGGACGUGCCAUCGCAGGAAUUGGCUCAGCAGGUAUCUUCUCGGGCACUACGAUCAUCAUUGCACAAAUUGUGCCACUAGCGAAACGACCCAUCUACGUCGGUCUCAUGGGCUCCAUAUUUGGGUUCUCGUCUAUCAUCGGACCUCUCCUCGGUGGAGCAUUCACAGACAACGUGAGCUGGCGCUGGUGCUUCUUUAUCAAUCUUCCAAUCGGGGGAUUUACCCUGGUUGUCCUGUCCUUUUUCCUGUCGAUCCCCCACACACCAAAACCAGGGACCUGGCAGCAGCAGAUCCUACGUUUAGACCCACUCGGCACCAUUUUGUUUCUGCCUUCUGUCAUCACCUUCCUGCUCGCACUGCAAUGGGGCGGUACGAUCUACCCCUGGAAGAACGGCCGCAUCAUUGCACUAUUCGUUAUCGCUACCGUUUUAAUGGCCGCAUUUAUUGCCGUGCAAGCAUGGCUGAAGAAAGACGCAACCGUUCCACCUCACAUCUUCAAUCAGCGUAGCAUUAUGAGCGGAGUCGUAUUCGCAAUGUGUAUCGGAGGCGGAAUGAUCUCCAUGCUGUAUACACUUCCAUUGUGGUUCCAGGGCGUACGCGGGACAUCGGCGGUGAAAUCGGGCAUCGACACGAUCCCGCUAGUUCUUUCGCUUGUUGUUGGAACUAUCGUCUCUGGUGCUAUCAUCACAAGAACAGGAUACUACAACCCGUGGAUGUUUGUCGCAGCUUUUCUCAUGUCGACAGGCGCGGGAUUGAUGACCACUUUCACUCUGGAAACCAACCACUCCGCCUGGAUCGGGUACCAGGUGUUAUUUGGUUUGGGUAUUGGCACUGGAAUGCAGCAGGCGUCGCUGGCAGCACAAACUAUUCUCCCUACUGAGGAGGUUGCCAUUGGUGUAUCGCUUAUGUUCUUUGCUCAAUCGCUUGGUGGGGCUGUUUUCAUUGCUGUUGCUCAGGCGCUGUUUCAGAAUUACCUUGACGCCAAUCUGCCUCUUAUCUCUGGCAUUGAUGUGGCUGAUGUUCUGGCUGCUGGAUCAACGGGUCUUUCCGAUGCUGUUCCGGCAAACAAGUUGAGAGAAGUUCUGGUUACUUAUAACGAUGGACUUCGUAGGUCGUUUGUCGUCGCCGUUGCUGUUUCUUGUUCGUUGAUUGUUCCGGCGUUGACCAUGGAAUGGAACACCAUAAAGAAAGGCGAGAAGGACGAGAGCGAUAAGACAUCCUGCUCUGCUUGA
Messenger RNA from Penicillium soppii, 1629 nucleotides. RefSeq names its product MDR family MFS transporter. NCBI's taxonomy places the organism in Eukaryota, Fungi, Ascomycota, Eurotiomycetes, Eurotiales, Aspergillaceae. Bases 1 to 1629 code for a protein of 542 amino acids. The transcript has 2 exons. Gene Ontology annotation, molecular function: transmembrane transporter activity. Gene Ontology annotation, biological process: transmembrane transport. The record is from RefSeq and is a predicted model, not a curated record.